Molecule: messenger RNA, 1833 nt
Organism: Penicillium malachiteum
Lineage: Eukaryota; Fungi; Ascomycota; Eurotiomycetes; Eurotiales; Aspergillaceae
Exons: 1
Coding region: 1-1833 (610 amino acids)
Source: RefSeq, a predicted model, not a curated record
AUGUCUCCUGAGAAGUUAAGCUGUCCCACCACUGAAGAAUCGGAGAAUCCGGGUGAAACAAGCUCUCACAAGAUGAGCGAGAAGACCGUUGAACAACAACCCGUGGCGGAUGAGCCCCAGUCUGGAGAACCGGAACCCUUGAUUCAGUCGUCUGCCAGAUACAAGUCCGUCAUACUUGCUAUCGAACCUAUCAUUGCGUCCUCAAAUACGAAGAACGAUGCUGACGCCAAGCCACAAUCUUCAGUUGACUUGCAGACGACUAUCAAGUCCAGCACAGUGGCAAAAGACAGCGCUACAGCAAGCUCACACGAUUCCUCCGGUUUGGACUCUGGGGUUGAGGCUCAACCUUCCACCAAAGAAGAUACCCUGGCAAAGGUCCCACCAAAUGCUCAAGCAGAAAAAAUCCCCAAAUCCAAUCAACAGGCUGAGUCCGAGGCCCAGAAAGACUCUGGACAUGAUUUGAUUGACCCUUCGGGCAUCUCUUCCACACAAAAAGAAGAAGUCAAAUCAAAUGCGGUAGCUGGUCCAGCAGCUAAGUCAGCCAAAGACCCAAAGACCUCCGAAGUCAAAACGACUGCCACGUCAAAUACUACCGUUGAGGCUAAAAAACCAACUUCAAAGAAAACACUGGACGAGGGAAAGGCUCAAGGCAAUGAAAAGUCGCCUGCCAAGCCUAAGGACGCAAAGAAGAACGACACUGCUGCGCAGGAGACGGAGGACGCAAAAAAGCCUACUGGACCCAAACAAGGUGCUAAGACAAAGGCUUCUCCAAAAUCUAAACCUUCUCCCGGUCACAAGGCUUCAGGGAAGAGCAAUACUGCUUGUGAAACCAAAGCAUCGCCUCCAGACAAAGCAUCUAGUGGAAAGCCGGCGCCCAAGAAGAAGGUAGCCGCCAAAUCUGGGCCUGCAGUUAAGGAUGGGGGUGUUGCCGAAGAUGACGAUCCUGUGGAUGAUACUCAGCCGGAAAAGGCUACUAAGCCAGGGGCUGCGGGUCGAAAAAAGACCACUGCUAGGCCUGAGACUCCAAAGAAGUCACAAACUGCAGCCAAAUCGACUUCUAAAUCAGAUACCUCACCUGAAGCUGUUGAAGAAGCUGAUAAAGCUGCCAAGCCAAAGACGCCUGCUCAGCGUAAGAUUCCAGCAAAAGGCAAGGCUACCACCGAUUCAAACAAAUCAUCCAAGACGAAGGAGCCACCUAUUUCUAAGAAAUCCGACAAGUUGCAUCCAUUAUCCGCUCGCAUCAUAUCAGCCUCUGACUCCGAGAGUGAUGACUCAGAUUUAGACGCUGCGAUAGUCGUGCCCAGAAGACGUGCCAGACCCAAGGUGGCAUCAACCAGUGAUCCUCAAGACGGCUCCAAAACUACACAGACUGCGAAGCUGCGAGAGACUGAAUCCACAAAGUUGACCAACAAGCGCAAAGCAUCUGAAAUUUCCGAGCCAGCAUCAUCAAGCUCUGCUUUAGAAACUCCCAAGAAACGUAAGGUUUCAUUUGAUGUCACUGAACCAGUCACUCCCGACCACAAUCAUCCAAUUUUGAAGGAAUUGCGUAACACCGUUGCAUUGCUCUCCGGGAUUGAAAGUAUUGAGCAGGAGCUGAGCACACCCAAGGCCACCUACGUCCUCAAAAAGCUUGAUGCUCGAAACUCACUUGUCGAUGCGGUUGAAGAGAAGAUGGAUGCCAUGUCUUUGGCAAUUCACAAGGCGCCGAAGAACAUCCAGCCGGCACUCAUUCGUGCAUAUACCGAUGAGCUGGGUGAAGAGCCUAGAGACGGUGUCCCAUGGAAUGAACUCGAUUCUGAUGAUGAUGAUCCACCUACACCCAUCUACAGAUAA